AUGAGCGUGUAUAUGAGCCGCCUCUUCCCCAAAUCAAACUCAAGUUUCCUCCUCCAAAGCGAGGUCGCCCUCAAAGCCAAAGCCGUCCGCCUCAGAGAUGAUACUUACCUCAUCGACGCCGGCGUCGGCCGCCCCAGGACCGCCUUGGCCAACGAAUUGGCAGAUCCGCCCAAAUCUGCCGGCGCGGCCACUUUCUCCACCAAGGUCGGCUUCCUCCACGCCGCCAGAGGUGAAUCGACCGUCAAAAACUCACUCCUGCAGCGAUGCUUCGUGGAUCUGGUGACCGGAGAUUCCCGGACGAAGCAGAACGCCGCCGCGAGGUUCGACGACAUGGUAGGGCAGACGGACUCCGCCUGCGCCGGCGAGCAGCCGCUCCUCCUGCCGAGGAUAUUCAGGAAGCAGCGAGCGUGGCUGGAGUUGCAGAAUCGGUGGAAGUUCAAUCGGAAGGUGAAGGGUUUCAUAGCUGGAAAAGUGAGGGGAGGCUACUCGGUCGGCAUCGCCGGUUACCUUGCGUUUCUCCCGGCGAGAAAUGUUUAUAAUAGAAGGAUUGACGGCGAUCGGUUUGUGAUUGAGAGCUUAUCCCCCAGGAAUUUUGUGGUUACGAAAGUAGGGUGA
Salvia splendens (bonfire salvia) is the source of this 615-nucleotide messenger RNA. RefSeq names its product ribosomal protein S1, mitochondrial. NCBI's taxonomy places the organism in Eukaryota, Viridiplantae, Streptophyta, Magnoliopsida, Lamiales, Lamiaceae. The record is from RefSeq and is a predicted model, not a curated record. The coding region runs from base 1 to 615 and encodes 204 amino acids. The transcript has a single exon.